Messenger RNA from Fulmarus glacialis (Northern fulmar), 1415 nucleotides. RefSeq names its product complement component receptor 1-like protein. The annotation marks the transcript as partial. Lineage: Eukaryota; Metazoa; Chordata; Aves; Procellariiformes; Procellariidae. The transcript is spliced from 9 exons. The record is from RefSeq and is a predicted model, not a curated record.
AACUCAAAGAGCAAUACCAUCACCUUACCGCAUUUGCCUACAAUUCAGUGGUGGAAUAUGCCUGUCGUCCAGGUUACGUGAGAAAUUUUAAAGCCCGAAACGUUCUUGUUUGUGGAAGGAACAGGAAGUGGCACGGAUCAAGGGAGUUCUGUAUACCAAAGCUGUGCACCUACCCGGGAGAGCCGGCCAACGGCAGACUCGUCCUAGCAGAACAGUUCAGUUUUGGUUCAUCAGUGAACUUCACCUGCAACACCGGGUACAGACUGGUUGGAAAUUCUCAAAUUCAAUGUGUAAUUAAAAAUGGGGUUGUUACAUGGGACAGAGAUAUUCCCAUCUGUGAGGCAAUACCAUGUUCACCCCCUCCAGAAAUCGCUAACGGAGAGCACAGCGGAGCUGACAAAGAGCUCUUUGAAUAUGGAACAUCUGUCACUUACUGGUGCCACACUGUCAAAUGGGGAGAGAAACCUUUCUCGCUGGUGGGAGAUGCCUCUAUUUUCUGUACAACCACAGAUAACAUAAAUGGUGUCUGGAAUAAGCCAGCCCCGGAGUGCAAAGUGGUUAACUGUGAGCAUCCGAACGUGGAGAACGGGAAGCUGCUGAGCGGGUACCGGGCUGAGUACACCUACAGAGACACCGUCGUGUUCGACUGCAACUUCCGCUACGCCAUGAACGGCAGCGAUGCAUCCACGUGCAAAGAAAAUGGCCUCUGGGACCCUCCGCUGCCGCUCUGUCAGCUCAGUAGCUGUGAUGACCCUCCAGAUGUGCGUAAUGCUGUUAAAGCAAAACUUGCUGGCAAUUUGUUUCCCGUGGAGACUGUCGUUACCUACGAGUGCAGGGAGGGCCACCAGUUCAGCCCGGGAGAAACCACCCGGCACAUUAAGUGUCUGCCAGAUUUUACGUGGAGCGAAACUCCACAUCCUUGUGAAAGAAUUCAUUGCCCAAAUCCAGACAUCAGGAAUGGAAAGCCCUUACAUGUAUGGGAAGAGAAAGACAAUUAUGUGUACGGAGACAGACUGGAAAUUACGUGUAAUGAUGGCUAUGCUUUCAAAGGUCAUAGCAAUAACAUUGUGCUUCAGUGUACAAGUGAUGGGAGAUGGGAUCCAGCACUACCGGAGUGCGCUGCAGAACCUCGUUGCCCAAAGCCAGAUACUGCUAACGGAAGAGAGAUUUAUAAAAGCAAAAAUGACUAUGUGGUUGGGACCCGACUGAGGCUGGCGUGUGAUUCGGGCUAUGUCCUCAGGGGCCAGGACUCGACCGAGUGUCAGGCUGAUGCAAGCUGGGCUCCCCCGUUACCGGUUUGUGAUAAAGUCUGUGGCCCCCCUCCACAAAUCACCAACGGGCAGCACUCCGGCUCGGGACGGGAGCAGUUCCCCUACGGUGCAGAGGUGACGUACAGCUGUGCGGAGGGUCUGUCC